AUGACAAUCAAUCAGACGCUGGUCAGAGAAUUCAUUUUGAUGGGAUUUUCUGUAGGACCUGACAUGAGAAUGUUCCUCUUUGGACUCUUCUCUCUGAUGUAUGUCUUCACCCUGUUAGGGAAUGGAGUAAUCUUAGUACUCAUCUGUCUGGAUUCCAAACUCCACACCCCCAUGUAUUUCUUCCUCUCACAUUUGGCUAUUGUUGACAUUUCCUAUGCCUGCAAUACUGUGCCCCAGAUGCUAGCAAACCUACUGGAUCCACUCAAGCCUGUCUCAUAUGCUGGGUGCAUAACACAGACCUUUCUCUUUUUGACUUUUGCCCACACAGAAUGUCUUCUCCUAGUAGUAAUGUCUUAUGAUCGCUAUGUAGCGAUCUGUCACCCCCUCAGAUACUCUGUAAUCAUGAAUUGGAGGGUAUGUAUCACUCUAGCACUGACCUCUUGGGCCCUUGGGUACCUUUUGGCCCUGGUCCAUCUAAUUUUAUUAUUGCCAUUGCCUUUCUGUGGUCCCCAGAAAAUCAAUCACUUUUUCUGUGAAAUCUUAGCUAUUCUUAAACUUGCCUGUGCUGACACUCAUAUCAAUGAGAUCUUGGUCUUGGCUGGGGCUGCUUCUGUGUUAGUUGGACCCUUUUCUUCAAUUGUGAUCUCUUACAUGAGAAUAAUCUGUGCAAUCCUGCAAAUCCAGUCAGGAGAAGGGAGACAGAAAGCUUUCUCUACCUGCUCCUCCCAUCUCUGUGUAGUAGGGCUUUUCUAUGGCACUGCCAUCAUCAUGUACAUUGGACCCAAGCAUGGGAAUAAUAAAGGGCAGCAGAAAUAUCUCCUUCUAUUCCAUAGUUUAUUUAACCCCAUGCUGAACCCCCUUAUUUAUAGUCUAAGGAACAAUGAAGUAAAAGGUGCUCUGAAAAGAGUUUUGGGAAAGGAGAGAUCACCAUAA
Messenger RNA from Antechinus flavipes (yellow-footed antechinus), 933 nucleotides. Its product is annotated as olfactory receptor 13-like. The record is from RefSeq and is a predicted model, not a curated record. Lineage: Eukaryota; Metazoa; Chordata; Mammalia; Dasyuromorphia; Dasyuridae. Gene Ontology annotation, cellular component: membrane. Gene Ontology annotation, biological process: G protein-coupled receptor signaling pathway. Bases 1 to 933 code for a protein of 310 amino acids. The transcript has a single exon. Gene Ontology annotation, molecular function: olfactory receptor activity; G protein-coupled receptor activity.